AUGACUCCUCCAUCAGAAGUAACAACAUCAACUACAUCAACAACAUCAACCACAUCGAAUAUAUCCAAUAAUGUUGAUAUUGCUGUUGUUGAGGAGAUCAACCUGUCGGAUGGUGUAGCAGCCACUGCAGUGUUUAGUAAUGUUGUUCUGCGGAGGAAGGUAUUGAGUAUGCUGCCCAUCUUCUCUUUGAAAAGACGUGAUAAGAUUGUCAUCCAUGGAUGUGCCCAAUGGAGUGGAGAGAUAAUGAUGCUGACAAGAUGCGAGAGACGAUUCCCAGAAAACAUAAACCGCAAUUCUGCUGCCUGCUGGAGUAGAACAUGUGUCAGAGACCUGGCAUCUGGCUUUGUCGCUAGAUUUGGCAUCAGAAUGGGCAAGGACCAUUCGGAUUCGGAGCCAGGCGCCGAUGGAAUGGCCUUUGUCAUCCACAACGCCAAACGUGGCAACCAAACGCAUGUGUACGACGACAAAGGCUCCGGCAUGGGCUACUCUGGUAUCGAGAACAGUAUCGCCAUUGAGUUUGACACGUUCAAGCUAAAUGACAGCGAGCCCGAUGCCAAUCAUAUCUCGGUGCAGACCAAUGGCAGGGCACCAAACUCUAGCAAUCAUCGCUACUCCAUUGGCCACGCUAGUCCUACUUGUGUGAUGAACGACUAUCAACUGCACCGUGUGAUCGUCACGUACAAUCCUUUCAAGGAGCGCCAGCUGGUUGUCAACUUUGAUGGCAGAGACCUCAUCCAAUGCACAGUUAAUCUACAACAAUUACUAAGACUGAACAACAACAAUAGUGAUGCCUACGUUGGAUUCACUGCUGCCACUGGUUACUACUUCCAAGUUCACUCUGUGGAAUACUGUGACAUCUAUCGUUUGAAUGAAUACUAA
Acytostelium subglobosum LB1 is the source of this 879-nucleotide messenger RNA. RefSeq lists its product as hypothetical. The record is from RefSeq and is a predicted model, not a curated record. The transcript has a single exon. Lineage: Eukaryota; Evosea; Eumycetozoa; Acytosteliales; Acytosteliaceae. Bases 1 to 879 code for a protein of 292 amino acids.